Messenger RNA from Myotis brandtii (Brandt's bat), 2645 nucleotides. It is a transcript of the gene USHBP1, whose product is annotated as Usher syndrome 1C binding protein 1. NCBI's taxonomy places the organism in Eukaryota, Metazoa, Chordata, Mammalia, Chiroptera, Vespertilionidae. The transcript is spliced from 12 exons. The record is from RefSeq and is a predicted model, not a curated record. Bases 487 to 2574 code for a protein of 695 amino acids.
GUGGCCAGUGACCCCAAGAGUGUCCAGGGACUCAGGCCUCUGACAAGGUGCUCCCGGAGGAACAGAGAAGUGGAGUGGGCUGAGGGGACCCAACCCCAGGAUCGGGUCCCCUGGUUAGGGAGGGCCCUGGGGAGGAGAGAGGACUCUUUUUUUUUUAAAGAGAGGACUCUUGAAGUCCUCAUCCUAGGCCCAGAUAGAGGAGGGAGGGGAGCACCAAGGCAGUGAAAAAUAAAGGAGGCAGAAGAGAAGGGGGAGGUCAGGGCAGCCUUGGUAGGUAGUGAGCUGUUUGUCAACAGAGGCAUUGAAACGUGCCACAUCAACAUUGAUUACUCAGGACUCCUUCUGGAGGGGAGAAGUCCAUGCCCAUUUCACAGAAGAGGAAAUUGAGGCUAUUUGCCAGGACAACAAAGGCAAGAGCUGAGAUCAGGCUGUGGUUUUAGGGGGGACAAGGGAGGGGUUUCAGAAGACACUGAUCUGUGGACAGCAAUGAGCGCCCGGGCCACACGGCCCCGAAGCCGGCGAGGGAGACAUGCUCCACCUGGUGAGCUGGACCCUGUGGCUGAGAGUUCAGAGGAGGCCGAGGCAGCCAGCGGAAGCUCUGAGCUGGGCCCUGUGCCAUCUCAGGAAAGCUGCAAGCCUGAGCUGCUGGGCCCUGAGGCAGAGGAGAGUGGGCAAGGCCCGAGGAGCAGAACUGACAAAGAGGCUGAUGGGGACUCUAGCAGGGGGCUGGCCCCAGCCCUCGAUGGGCCCCAGGAGCCUGCAGAAGAAGCCCACCAUGCCCCAGAGGCUGAGGAGGCUGCCCUCGCUGCACCUGGGGCCCCCGACGUGUUUCAGACUCUCCAGCAUGCUCUGAGCUCACUGGAGGCUGCAGCUGCCGCCUGGCGCUGCCAGCCCCUCAGCUGUCCUGGGCCAGUGGAGAUGGAGGGCAGAAUCCAGGGGGAACCAAGGCCCUGCCUGGAGCUGGAGGGGGCAGGGGGCUGCCAGCGGGAGGUGGCCCACCUGGCAGAAAGGAACGCCUGGCUACGUUUGGCCCUGGGCAGCCGUGAGGACGAGCUAAUCCACAUGCAGGCCUCCCUGGAGGCCCUCCAGGGAGAGAAGGAGACGCUGCAGAGAGAGGUCCAGGAGCUGCAGGAUUCCCUGCUGAGGCUGGAGCCCUUGCCACCUCCCUCUCAAAGCCAAGUGGAUGGCUUGGGCAGCAGUUCCAGCAGCUCUGGGACUGUCAGGGAACCCUGGACCACUCAGGAUCCCUUCUCCCUGUCUCACCCCCUGCUCCGGCGCCUCCAGAGUGAUUCCAGUGCCCAGGUCCUUGGGCCUCUCCCCAACCGGCCCCUUGCCCCUGAGAUGCACAUUGUGGAAGCUCAGAUGGAGCAGCUCCGGGGAAACAUCGAGAAGCUCAAAUGCUUUAACCGUCUGCUGUCUGCUGUGCUCCAGGGAUACAAGGGCCGGUGUGAGGGCCUCAGCAUGCAGCUAGGCCAGUGGGAGGCUGAGGCCACAGCACUACGUCUGGCCUUGCAGUAUAGUGAGCACUGUGAGGAAGUGUACAGAGUCCUGCUCACGCUCCGGGAGGCAGACUCAGGAGCAGAAGUCCCCAGGAGUGAUGUGGAGGCAGCUGAGAAGGAGGCUCAGAGGCUGCUAGCUCAAGAGGAGGCUGUCAUGGAUGGAGAAACACUGUGGGAUCCCCAGCCAAGCCCUGAGGGCAGCAGUGUGGAUAGGCCCACACUACAGGAGGUGGCUCUCCAGCUCCGGGGCUAUGUCCAACGUCUCCAGGAGCGCCGUGCUCUGGUGAAGAUUCUCCCAGAGCCUGGCCCCACCUUGGCACCCAUGCCCACUCUGCCCCAUGCAGAAGCCCUGGUGCAGGCCAUUCUGGAGACUCAACCUGGCCCAGCCCUGCCCCGGCUGGAGAAGAGGCGGAUCCAGCAGGACCUGGAGGCCACACGGGAGACCCUGGAGGACCUGAUGCUGAGGCUACAGCUGGUGCGGCGGGAGAAGCGGGGUCUGGAGCUGCAGGAGGCAGCCCUCCGAGCCCAGGGCCCAGUCCACAUGCUCCUGCUGGAGCAGCUGCAGUGGGAACGGGAGCAGCUUCAGACGCGCGGGGCCAACAGCAGCGGUGGUGGCAGUAGUGGCGGGAGCAGUGGCGAUGAGGAGGCCUGGUCCCAGGGCCCUGCUAUCCCUGGAGGCAGCAGGGGCAUUGAUGGAGGCCAGGUGGGGCAGGUGCAGGACCCGGAGGAGCUAGCUCAGGAACUGUCAGCAUCACUCGCCCGGGCCCUGGGCCUGUGGGAGCAGCUGCAGUUUCUUCGGGAGGAGCUGGAACAGGUGGCUAAGAAGGGGCGAGCCAGACGUGCUCAGAGUGUCAAGCUGAACACCGAUUUAUGUAAGGCUCACAGAGCCCUGGUUCUGGCCUUCCGAGGGGCCCAACGGAAGCAGGAAGAGCAACGGAGAAAGCUGGAACAGCAGGUGACACUACUGGAGGCCAGACAGGCAGAGGAGCUGGCUGUGCUAGAAGCCACCACAAGAGUCCUGGGGAGGCCCAGGCCACCCCACUCACCUCCCGGGCCGGGGGAGACCUUUCUGUAGGCCCUGUGCCUGGCUGUGUCUAAAUGUACCAGACGGUGGUGGCAGGCCCUGUCAUAAAUCUCCUGGAGUGA